AUGAAUAAAUUUUCUCUCAAAAAUGCGUAUGAUCAUAAUAGCCAGGCCUUUAGUGCUGAUAUUACUGUAGCAGAAAGGAUAGAUUUUUAUUCUAAAUGGUGCCAAUCAGGAGAAUAUGAAAAGGAUUUGUCUAAAGGAGGAACUUAUAAUGGUCCAAUAAUAGCUGGUGAAGCGAUCAGUAGGCUCUAUCCUGAUGAUAAAAAUAUCAGAAUUCUAGAUAUUGCUGCUGGAACAGGAUAUGUUGGAGAAGAGCUAAGGAACAAAGGAUACUUCAAUUUGGAUGCUUUAGAACCAUCAAAAGUGAUGCUACAACAGGCCAAAGAUAAAAAAAUAUACAAGAAUCAUAUCUGUGAUAUUUUAGGCGGAACUGCUGUCCAUAUAAAUGAUGAUGAAUAUGAUUGUACAGUUGUUUGUGGUGCAAUGGGUGAAGGUCAUAUACCAUGUUCUGGUUUAAAUGAAAUGAUCAGAGUGGUUAAACCAGGAGGUGUUGUAUGUAUCGUGAUGAGAGAAGAAUAUCUAUUCACUGUUUCAGAGUAUAAGGAUCGACUGGAACCUUUGAUGAAACAACUGGAAGAUGAAGGCAAAUGGGAAAGUAAAGACCGCAUCAAUUUUCCAAAUCAUUUUGCUGGAAAAAGUGGUGUUUUGUUUGUCUUUCGUGUAAAGUGUGACGGUGUAUGA
Messenger RNA from Lottia gigantea (owl limpet), 678 nucleotides. RefSeq lists its product as hypothetical. The coding region runs from base 1 to 678 and encodes 225 amino acids. The record is from RefSeq and is a predicted model, not a curated record. The transcript is spliced from 5 exons. NCBI's taxonomy places the organism in Eukaryota, Metazoa, Mollusca, Gastropoda, Lottiidae.